This is a messenger RNA of Thamnophis elegans (Western terrestrial garter snake), 3911 nucleotides long. RefSeq names its product CWC22 spliceosome associated protein homolog (gene CWC22). Gene Ontology annotation, cellular component: catalytic step 2 spliceosome. The transcript has 20 exons. The coding region runs from base 175 to 2817 and encodes 880 amino acids. The record is from RefSeq and is a predicted model, not a curated record. Gene Ontology annotation, biological process: mRNA splicing, via spliceosome. Gene Ontology annotation, molecular function: protein binding; RNA binding. Lineage: Eukaryota; Metazoa; Chordata; Lepidosauria; Squamata; Natricidae.
GCGGAAGUGACGUCAUUCCCGUAAGUGGGCAUAUGCUAUGGUGGGAAGUUGGUGUCUCGGAUUAUUUUUGCUGUAAGAAUAACGGUAACAUUCCACAUUGAUUUUUGGAACGCUUACAUUGGAAAUUCAGAGUUUUAUAAGUGGAAGAAUAAGAGGGAAUGAAGAGUAGCAGAAAUGAAUUCUGGAUCCAGCUGUGAAAGGAAGGAAGCUUACCAUACUCGUGAGAGAAGUGCCUCCCCAGAAGACAGGAAUAGGUACAUGGAGCGUAAGAGGUCUCCAUCACCCCAAAGCAAAGGCCAUUUGGAACAUAGAAGAUCUGACAGAGAAUAUUCGGGAAGGGGGCAUUAUGACGACAGAUAUCCAGAACCAAGAAGGAGAGAAAGACAGGAGAGAGAGAGAGAAUCCGAUUGGAAGAAGCACAGGAAAUCCCGCUCACCUGAUAGAAAAAAUGAUACGGAGAAAUCAGGAGUACAGGGCUCUCUUUUACGUGAGGAACCCCCUCAGAAGAAAAAGAAAGAGGAAGUGGAUCCAAUCCUUACCCGUACUGGAGGUGCAUAUAUUCCUCCAGCAAAGCUCAGGAUGAUGCAGGCACAAAUCACUGAUAAAAGCAGCUUAGCCUAUCAAAGAAUGAGCUGGGAAGCCCUGAAGAAAUCCAUCAAUGGUCUGAUCAACAAGGUGAACGUUUCAAACAUUGCCAACAUUAUCACUGAACUUCUUCAAGAAAACAUUGUGAGAGGCAGGGGAUUACUAGCAAGAUCAAUUUUGCAAGCCCAGAGCGCUUCCCCCAUCUUCACUCAUGUUUAUGCAGCAGUUGUAGCAAUUAUCAAUUCCAAAUUUCCAAAUAUUGGGGAACUGAUUCUCAAGAGACUCAUUUUAAAUUUUCGCAAAGGAUACAGAAGGAAUGAUAAGCAACAGUGCCUGACAGCUUCCAAGUUUGUUGCACAUCUUAUGAAUCAGAAUGUGGCUCACGAGGUUUUGUGCUUGGAAAUGCUCACGUUGCUCCUGGAAAGACCCACAGAUGACAGUAUUGAAGUCGCCAUUGGGUUUCUGAAGGACUGUGGCCUGAAGUUAACAGAAGUGUCGCCUAGAGGUAUUAACGCCAUCUUUGACCGCCUUCGCCACGUCCUUCAUGAAUCUGAGACUGACAAGCGCGUCCAAUACAUGAUUGAAGUCAUGUUUGCGGUGCGCAAAGAUGGAUUUAAAGAUCACCCAGUCAUUCAAGAAGGACUUGACCUUGUGGAGGAGGAGGAUCAGUUCACCCACAUGUUGCCUUUGGAAGACGAAUACAAUCCCGAUGACAUUCUCAAUGUCUUCAAAAUGGACCCUGAAUUUGUGGAAAACGAAGAGAAGUACAAAACUUUGAAAAAAGAAAUCCUGGAUGAAGGUGACAGUGACUCAGAAGCUGAUGAGGAUGCUGGUAGUAGUGAAGAAGAGGAUGAGGAUGAGGAAGAAAGAGGGGAGGAAGAGGAGGAUGAAGACGGACAAAAAGUUACCAUCCACGACAAAACGGAAAUUAACUUGGUUUCCUUCCGGCGAACUAUUUAUCUCGCAAUUCAGUCAAGUUUAGAUUUUGAGGAAUGUGCCCAUAAACUAUUGAAGAUGGAUUUUCCUGACAGUCAAACGAAAGAACUGUGCAACAUGAUUCUUGAUUGUUGUGCUCAGCAAAGAACAUACGAAAAAUUCUUUGGUUUACUAGCUGGGCGCUUCUGUAUGUUGAAAAAAGAAUACAUGGAGUCAUUUGAAGCAAUUUUCAAAGAGCAGUAUGAUACCAUACAUCGGUUGGAAACAAACAAGUUGAGGAACGUUGCCAAGAUGUUUGCUCAUCUUUUAUACACAGAUUCACUUCCAUGGAGUGUCCUUGAAUGCAUUUCUCUAAGUGAAGAAACAACAACAUCAUCCAGUAGGAUUUUUGUUAAAAUAUUCUUCCAGGAGCUUAGUGAAUAUAUGGGACUUCCUAAUCUUAAUGCAAGGUUGAAAGAUGAAACCCUGCUACCGUUCUUUGAAGGAUUAUUACCACGAGAUAAUCCAAGAAAUACUAGAUUUGCAAUCAAUUUCUUCACUUCAAUUGGCCUUGGAGGACUGACCGACGAACUACGGGAACACCUGAAAAAUGCACCCAAAAUAAUAAUGACGCAAAAGCAAGAUGUGGAGUCAUCUGAUUCAUCUUCAGAAUCGGGGACAUCUGAUUCGGAGGAUGAUUCCAGCAGCAGUGAGACCUCAGUAUCCUCUAGUGGGAGUGAAUCCACUUCCGGCAGUUCGGACAGCAGUGACUCAGAUAAGAAAAAGUCUCAAAAGAAGAAAAAUGCGGAUAAAGGUACCCAAAGAAAACAAGGGAAUAAGAAGAAGAAACUUGAAAAGGAAAAGGAAUGGAGGUGGCCCGAGAGGGAAAAUGGUGCUGCAAGAAACUCAGAGAGGAGUGCUGACAAAAGCUCCAGUAGAAAAGACGAAGCAUUUUAUGAGAGAGAUUAUUCCAGUGAUAGAAAUAAAUCCCGGAGUGGAAAGGAGAGGGACCGAGAAAAACAUGUCCCUCUAGACAGUAAAACCAGCCAUUCUAAAAAAAGAAAAGAAGGAAGACCUUCUUUUUCUGAUGAAGAGAGGGAUGAAGAGAGGGAUGAAGAGAGGGACAGGUACCAUAAGAGGGACAGCAAACUCCACAGAGAGAAGAAGGACAGAUCUAAGUCCAGAGAGAGGCCUCACCAUUAUCCCAGCCCCAGAGAGUUUGAGGAAAACAGCCAAUAUUCAAACCAGUUUAAAGAGAUAAGGAAAGACGAAAGCAGGAGAAGGCACAGAAAUGCUUCCCCAUCCAGGCACAAAUGAAUCAAGAAGAGUUUUCAAUACCGCCUUGCCAUUUGAACUGUCUUUUUACAACUUGCUACACAUUUUUUAAAGAGAAACCCUUUGUACAAAAAUACUUCCAGACAGUAAUGAUUCUUCGAAUCACUGUUAAUUGUUGGAGCUUUCCGCUAAACUGCUGCUUAAAAGACUUUGAAUCCAGGAGGAAUCAAAGCCCAGUAAAACAGUUAAACAUUGCUUUCACUGGCGUAAUGGUAUGCUGUAAAUAUUUAUUCUUUUAAUUUUUAUUUGUGUUUUCUGGAAAUGCUAAACAUUCCUUCCUUUUCAUUUUUGAAUUUUAGAUUUCAGCAUAUAUUAAAGUUUCAUUUCAGAAAUAACAUUCGUGGGGUUUUUUGUGUGAAUUCAGACUAAAAGGCAGUCUUUUAAAUUCAACAAUUAAAAAUAGAUCAGAGUUUGGAGAUGAAAGCUUUGCCAAUAUCUAUCAUGGUAUAUUGGUCACAUUCAAUGCCCUAUAUACUUGAGAUAAGCCCAUCUCUGAAUAAGCAUGAUCCUUGACUUUUUGACCCAAAUGACAUGAUAACAUGCCAUAUGUUGACAAGGCUGAUUAAUCAUAUACUCUAGAUUAGGGGUGUCAAACUCAAGGCCCACGGGCCAAAUCCGGUCUGCAGGGUGCUUAGAUCUGGCCCACAAGGCUGUCCUAGCCCUGAGCUCGGAAGCGGUGCAUUCUGUUUUCACUGGCAGAGCGCUUGGGCCACCACAGGUGCACUCGAUAUGAGUGAGCUGGCCAAGCCCACCCCAGCCCCUGAGAUCAAACACAACCUGAUGUGGCCCUCUGGCCAAGCCCAACACAAUGCUGAUGUGGCCCUCAAUGAAAUGGAGUUUGACACCCAUGCUCUAGAUGGAAAGCAGUUGUGAAUAAACAACAGCAAUAAGUUGAUAUUGUGGCUGUAAAUUUAGUAAAUACUAAAUUUACAAAAUUUUGUUGGAAAUUCUAAACAAGUCAUGCUUCUGUUUAAAUUUGAAAAUCUAAAGCUAAAGAAUAAAUAUGUUAAAAUUCCCCCUUUGUUAGCUGAAGUCAUUAUAAAAGCUGAAGUUGAAUAAAAACUCAUGAAGGAUGA